AUGACUAUCGUGUCGAAGUUUUUACCACUUUCAAUUCAAGCCAAGAAAAGUGUUUGUUUACUUCCUUCUGCUUUGCAAACUGUUAUAUAUAGACAUGAUAGACAUUAUUCAUCUGCUAAAGAGCGUGGCUUAUCUCAAACUCGGGCAUCGGAAGAUCGGAGUGACAUUUCCACAGACGUCCGCCCUUUAGGAGAAAAAGUGAAGGAAGCGACGAAAACUGCGUCUUAUACUGGUGUUAUUUUGGUCGGUCUAGGCGUCACCGGCAUUAUUUUCUAUUAUGUAUUCAGAGAAUUAUUUUCUAGCAACAGUCCUAAUAGCAUCUAUUCUGAAGCUUUGGAGAAAUGCAAAAAUGACCCUCGAGUGGUAGAUGCCCUGGGUUCUCCGAUCAAAGGUUAUGGUGAAGAAACCACACGAAGACGCCGCACUCAUGUUAGCCAUGCAGUCUAUGAAAAGGAUGGAAUUACACAUAUGAGAAUGAGGUUCUACAUCAAAGGAAUUAGGAACAAAGGCAUCGUUGAAUUGGACAUGAAAAAGAAUGACUAUGGCACGUAUAUGUGUCGUUACCUACUAGUGCAGCUAGAUGACUACACUGGACAAACAUUCAUCAUUGAAGACAACAGAGCAGAAUUAGACUACACAACCAAGUCUGACAGGGGUGGGCACCUGCCUAUGCUCACUUUAUCUUAGGAACUUUGGAAAAGUUAUGUUUUCAUCCAUAUUCAGUCAUGUGCAGUGUAAAUUGUUUAGAUAAGUAGUAAUUUUAUUAACAAAUGAAUUAAAAUUAAUAAGAAAAUACUAUCAUAGGAUGUUUUAU
Molecule: messenger RNA, 814 nt
Organism: Hyposmocoma kahamanoa
Lineage: Eukaryota; Metazoa; Arthropoda; Insecta; Lepidoptera; Cosmopterigidae
Product: mitochondrial import inner membrane translocase subunit Tim21
Exons: 3
Coding region: 1-687 (228 amino acids)
Biological process (GO): protein import into mitochondrial matrix
Cellular component (GO): TIM23 mitochondrial import inner membrane translocase complex
Source: RefSeq, a predicted model, not a curated record